Messenger RNA from Baudoinia panamericana UAMH 10762, 1767 nucleotides. RefSeq lists its product as uncharacterized. Gene Ontology annotation, biological process: protein transport to vacuole involved in ubiquitin-dependent protein catabolic process via the multivesicular body sorting pathway; Golgi to endosome transport; Golgi to vacuole transport. Lineage: Eukaryota; Fungi; Ascomycota; Dothideomycetes; Mycosphaerellales; Teratosphaeriaceae. The record is from RefSeq and is a predicted model, not a curated record. Gene Ontology annotation, molecular function: ubiquitin binding; phosphatidylinositol binding. The coding region runs from base 1 to 1767 and encodes 588 amino acids. The transcript is spliced from 3 exons. Gene Ontology annotation, cellular component: trans-Golgi network.
AUGGAGGCCGCUAGCGCGAGGUAUGCAGCUCGCGAUCGAUUCGCCUACCCAUCAGAGGCUCCCAACGCGACGCCGCUCCAGCGGUACAUCCACAAUGCCUGCUCGCCCGAAAACUUUGAGCCGAACCUGGCCCUCUCCUUGGAGAUUUCCGACCUAAUCAACGCAAAGAGAGCGGGAGCGCCAAGAGAAGCCGCCGUGGCCAUUGUACAGUAUGUGAACGCCCGUAACCCAAACGUAUCACUACUCGCCUUGAGUCUGCUCGAUAUUUGCGUCAAGAACUGCGGCUACCCUUUCCACCUGCAAAUCAGCACCAAAGAGUUCCUGAACGAGCUGGUGCGACGAUUCCCCGAGCGGCCUCCGAUACGGACGACGAGAGUACAGAACCGUAUACUAGAGCUUAUCGAAGAAUGGCGGCGGACGAUCUGCGAAACGAGCAAGUACAAGGAAGAUCUAGGCUAUAUCCGGGACAUGCACCGCUUGCUCAGCUACAAAGGCUAUGUCUUCCCGGAAGUACGGAGGGAGGAUGCUGCGGUUCUCAAUCCCAGCGACAAUCUCAAAAGUGCAGAGGAAAUGGAGAAGGAAGAGCGAGCGGCACAGGAAGCGAAACUGCAGGAGCUGAUACGGCGUGGUACUCCGCACGACCUCCAGGAAGCGAACAAGUUGAUGAAAGUGAUGGCCGGGUACGAUACAAGACAUAAGACGGACUACCGAGCGAAGGCGGCCGAGGAGGUGGCUAAGAUCCAACAGAAAGCGAAACUGCUAGAGGAGAUGCUGCAGGGCUACAAACCAGGCGACGAGAUUAAAGAGGGCGAUGUCUUCGAGGAGUUGGCGAACGCACUGGCGUCAGCGCAUCCGAAGAUCCAGAAGAUGUGCGAGGAGGAGAGCGAUGAUACGGAGGCUGUGGCUAAACUUUUGGAAAUCAAUGACAGCAUACAUCGAACGAUCGAGCGGUACAAGCUUGUGAAGAAGGGCGACAUUCAAGGCGCGAAUGCUAUUCCGCGAGGCACGUUAGGCAUAAGUGGAGCUGGCGUGAAGAAGGGACGGGACAACGAGCUAUCUCUGAUUGACUUUAGCGGGCCAGAGGAUGCGGCAGGUUCGGCGGACUCGGCGGCAGAUGACUUGAUGUCUGGCAACCAACAACCGACGUCGAAACCUGCAACACCCGUGCCUUCUUCAACACAACCAUCACAACAAGCAAAGCGCCUCUCCGCCGAUCCUUUCGCCUCCCUAGCUACACCGCCGCGGCAAGCCUCACCCUUCCAAUUUCAGCACUCUACUAAGCCGCCUGCAGCUCAGCAAUCGUCCGGCUUCGACCUGCUUGGCAUGGGCGACAGCAACGGCACUUCGUCUCAUGCAGCCACAGCCAACGCCGGCGGCGACGAUGAGUGGACGUUCAGCUCCGCACUACCGGACCAGGCAUCGGAGAUGACAGUGACAAACAGCAGCAUCCGCACCGUCUUUAGUGUGAAGCGAGAGACCGACUCGGACAUUGUGAUACAGAGUCGAAUAUCCAACUCCACGGCCCAGCCCAUCUCGGAUCUGACCUUCCAGCUUGCUGUGACAAAGGGCUAUACACUCAACCUGCAACCACAAUCAUCGCGUACUCUAUCACCGAACCAACAGAAUGGCAUUACGCAGACCAUUCGAUUGCAGGGUGUGGAACGAGGGAAAGGCACCGGCGUGAAGAUGCGUUGGCGAGCUAGCUAUUCGUUGGGUGGCAAGGCGGUGAAUGAGCAGGGCGAAUUGACGGGCUUGGGUGUUCCUUAG